GCACUAAAAGUCGUGGUUUAAUUAAUUAUUUUGUUUUAUUUUUUAUUUUUUUUUUAGUUAAGAAUAUAUACUAUAAACUGUUAAAAUUUUUAAUAAUUAAUAUCAAAUUUUGUAUACAUAAAAUCGGGUUAAUUACAAUCGAUUACAACAAUGUGGUGAUAAUUAAAUAUUUAAAUUGAAUAUUUAAUUAUUGGAGCUGGAGAAGAUUAAAAAGGUUAAACAGCAGGUGGUGGCAGUGGUGGCUUUGGAUGGAUACGAUGAACGCUAACACGAAUCAUGCAAAAUAUAAUUAUAAAAGUCAUCGGACGGUUGAAGAAGGUGCCUUUGACUCGAGGAAAAUUAAAAAAGAGUCUAAUGAGAUUAUUUGUGGAGAAAUUGAUAGUGGAAGCUACGAUACUGGAGCAUCUACAACAACAACAACAACAACAACAACAACAACAACUAGUACGGCAACUACAACUACCUCAACACCAACGCAAAUUUCGACAACCCCAUUAUCAUCAAAUAAUUUAAUUAAUGAUGAUCAUUCAUCUGCAAUAACCCGUGAACGCAGUACAAAUAGUUCACGACAGUCCAAUGGUUUUCAUCCCGAUCUUCAGGAGAUUAUUGCUGCUAAAUUAAAUACCAACUCACAUGGAUUGUCAUUGGCAGCUAAAAAUGAUAAAAUACGUCAUCUUAUUGAGGAUAGUAUCAGUGAGGAAUCUAAACUACGAGUUGACGAAAUUUAUCUUCAAGUUGAACAGCUUAAGGUGGAUGAAAAGUUACUGUUGUACCUGAAAUUGCCAGCAUUAUUGACAAAUCCUAGUGGUACGGUUGAUCCAUUGAGACAACCAUUAAAUCCUCUUGGUAAUCGUUAUGAAAUUCAUCAGACUAUUAUGUGGAUUAAAACACAUUUGGAAGAAGAUCCUGAAGUCUCUUUGCCAAAACAAGAAGUUUAUGAUGAAUACAAUUGCUUUGGCGCCAGAAAUGGAACAAGAAAGCGGGCGAUAAAAAAACAAUGAUGGCCGAUGCUUGCUGUUGUCAUGAAAACAAUGAUGGCCGCCGGAGUUUCGAGUUUUUGACUAUUGCCACGGCAGCACUGGGCCAAAUUUAAGAAUGAAAUACGUUUUUAUUAGUAUAGUAAAUUUUCUGAAUAUUAAUUAUAUCUUAAAAAUUAAAUAAGUUUUAUGAAACGAUUGUACUGUAAAUAAGUAUUUAACAGUUUUAAUUGAUAAAAAAAGUGUCAAUUAAUAUUUUCAAUAAAAUAUUAUUUUUAAUAAA
Molecule: messenger RNA, 1260 nt
Organism: Cotesia glomerata
Lineage: Eukaryota; Metazoa; Arthropoda; Insecta; Hymenoptera; Braconidae
Product: bypass of stop codon protein 1-like
Exons: 4
Coding region: 249-1001 (250 amino acids)
Source: RefSeq, a predicted model, not a curated record